AUGGAAUCAAAUGGUGAUAUAAGUCAAUUGAAAAUAGAUGAUAUCAAUCUGACGUCUGACAGUCAUGAUGAUGUCGCAGUAGACAUGAAAGGUGAUCCAAAUAUAAUAAUACCAAUUGGUAACUGGGCAAAUGUUACCCGUGAACCAAAUACAGUCUAUCGUUCAAUAUAUUCACCAAAGUUGGUCGGUCCUAUAGAUUCAGACUCACCAUUGGACACAAGCAAUACCAGUGUAGAUUUACUUUCAUCUUCAAACAGUUCAACUGCAAAUUUAAUAUCGGCAUCUUCCAUUGAAGUACCAACAGCAGCGACAUCAACAGCAACAACAACAACAACAAAAGAACAAUUAGAUAAUAUUAAACAACAACAAGAAAAUAAUAAAGAUAAACAAGAUAGUAAACAAGAUAAACAGAAACAGCAACAACUACAUCAUCAACAUCAACAUGAUAAACUAUCGGUUAGUUCACCAGCUAAUCCAACUCCACAUGAAGGAAUCAACAAGGAGAUCAAUAGUGGUGCUGGCUACAAGGUGAACAAUAGCAGCUAUCAUGGAUACAGACACAAUUUCAAUCAUUCGGGAUACUCGUUGUAUACGGUCAAUCAUAAUGGCGAAACGACAACAACUAGACAACCUGCAACCUCCUAUGUACCUUAUUCACCAUCGACACACUCUGCCAACUCCUCAUCGUAUUCACCUUCACCUUCACCAGCAUCAAACAUCUCAUCCUAUUUAUAUAUCGAUACAGCUAGAUCGACACCAUCCGAUACCACCACUGCAUCGGAUUCACUGAGUUCAUCGGAAGGCUAUAUGUAUGCCGACUCGAACCAUUCUUCAUCUUCCUACCUCGCUUACACCACCAACAACACAGAACCAAUCGAUAUAGACGUACCACUCGACCACAACACUCCGAAAGUAAACAUAUGGAAAGAGGAGGAACGUUGUCAAAGAGAGGACGGACAAGAUUACACUUGGAACGAGAAAUUCCAAUACAUAAUGGAUUUACCAGAGGCAGAAGAUAAAUAUAAAUACCUAUCUAUUGUUGCUAAUGAUUUUGUAUAUUGCGCCAAUACCUUUGGAAAGAUUAUUAUUUCAGAGAGAAACUUACCGGAAGAUCAAAAGACUAUAAAACCAUUGUCGUUGGGUGGUGUUGCCGGUGGACAUAAAUACAAGUGUCAGGAUAUCAUUUUCAAGUUUGUUGUGGAUGUUGAGAUUGCACCUGGUCUUUGGAUGUAUGGUGAUACUUCGCGAUCCGAUGAGAAGGCACAAAAGUCUGCUGGUCACGAGUUGAAAGGUUUGAAUCAUUUCAUGGAGCAUUCGAAUGGGCUGAUUAGAUUCCCGCUGAUGGCAAUCAUCGAUUAUCGUGGCUAUCGUUUGUUGGCCAUUUCGAACUUACCAAUCACCAAGAAGUCGAUUGUCUAUGGAUCGAACGACGGUGGUAAAACCAUUCACAACAGUGAUCCGAUUAUUGAAAAGGAGAUGGAAAGACUGGCGGCGAUUAUGAAUACGAAAGGACAUAUGGUUGGACUGACAUCGCCCAAGUUGAUGUACGGACCGGGCGACCUCGAGAUACACAAGGGAACUGACGGUCGUUACUACAUGUUGGAUUUCGCACGUGCAUUCCCACCUGAAUAUCCUGCACACAUCCACGGCAAAGUUGGUCGUGAGAUCUUCUACUCCAUGUUGCGUCCAGAGCUGAUAUUGAAAUCCGACGUUCCACUGAGUCCAGACGCUUUCUCCGGUUGGCAAACCGGAAAAGACGAAGAUGACUCCAACCAAGAAGUGAUAGAAAUGACAUCGAAAUAUCAUAAAACAAUUAUACCUGAAUGUGCAUCUUAUAUUCAAAAAGCAUUGGAAGAGGAUACAGUGUGCGAAGCAUCUGAUGACUUUUUCGAUAGCAUGUUUUUAAAGGAUUUAAAGAGAUUUGUAAAUUGUAAUAGCUACAAUGCCUAUCAACAGAAAUCAUUCGAGUUGCUGAGAAUGGUGAAUCUGUUGCAUGGUCGUGGAAUCAAUAUCAGAUAUCUUGGUGCGAUUUGUCAGCUUCUCAAGGAUCGUACUUUCAAGUCGAUUCUCUUUACCGAGCUGGUUGCUCGUGUCUGGAAGAAGCUGAUAUUGGCCAAACUCAGAGAGAAGAUGGACCAGACCAACAGACCGUCCGACGAACCAAAGGUAAUCGUUGCAGAGGUAUUCGACUUACUCUUGAAUGUACAGAGAUCGUGUGAGUUUAAAACCUUUUGGAGUUCAUCCACACCCGGAAACUUUAAAUUCGCAGCACUCAGAGCAUUCCCAAAUUGUUUAAAUAAGAGUGAGAGAUGUAACGACGGGUUCACAGCUGAUUUUCGAAGCAAAGAAGCGCUUGAUGCAACCAAAGGUGCCGCCUGCCGAGUUGAUUCGUUGGGUGGAAAUGGGUCAAGAGAAACUGAUGAUGGCUCAACGUUCGAUGCCAAUGUCCACCAAGGUCAUCCUACGAAAAGCCGCUUCCUACAUCCUAAAGUCGACGCUUUCCAAUCAGGUACUGGCGAGUUACCUGCUCAUCAGGAAGGGUAUCAAUAUGCUGCGACACUGCUGGUCACACAGCCAGACCGAUCCUAG
Messenger RNA from Heterostelium album PN500, 2589 nucleotides. RefSeq lists its product as uncharacterized. Gene Ontology annotation, cellular component: cytoplasm. Gene Ontology annotation, biological process: intracellular distribution of mitochondria. NCBI's taxonomy places the organism in Eukaryota, Evosea, Eumycetozoa, Acytosteliales, Acytosteliaceae. The coding region runs from base 1 to 2589 and encodes 862 amino acids. The transcript is spliced from 4 exons. Gene Ontology annotation, molecular function: mRNA binding. The record is from RefSeq and is a predicted model, not a curated record.